GCAAAACCGUUCCCGAGGUCCCAUCAAAUCUCAGAUCCUCCACAUAAUAAAUCAAAACACAAAACUCCACUUUCUGCUGCUCUUCUAUAGUGAAGAGAGACAGAGAGAGAUAACACACAGCCAUUCCUCAGCAGUUCUGCGUUUUUUUAGCGAUUGAUCAUAAUGAUGGCGAGUGCCGCUGCGAUCGGAGCUCUGAAAGUUCCAUUACCGGCCUCUUCAUCUACUAAUUCGUCGAAACUCAACCGGAAAACAUCGCCGCUUGUGCAAAGCUUGUCAUUCUCGUCGUCCAAUCUUUCCGGGGAUAAGAUUUAUUAUAAGGCCUUUUCCGGUCGUCCUGGAAAUGGCUCUAAUGAGAGGACGCCGAUGGUGGUUUCUCCUAAGGCCGUUUCUGAUUCCAAGAAUUCACAAACAUGUCUUGACCCCGACGCUAGCAGAAGUGUUUUGGGAAUUAUUCUUGGAGGUGGUGCUGGGACCCGUCUUUACCCACUUACCAAGAAGAGGGCAAAACCAGCUGUUCCUUUAGGAGCAAAUUACAGGCUGAUUGAUAUUCCUGUGAGCAAUUGCUUGAACAGUAAUAUAUCAAAGAUUUAUGUUCUUACACAAUUCAACUCUGCAUCCCUCAAUCGUCACCUUUCACGAGCAUAUGCAAGCAACAUGGGUGGCUACAAGAAUGAAGGUUUUGUUGAAGUCCUUGCUGCUCAGCAGAGUCCAGAAAAUCCAAAUUGGUUCCAGGGUACUGCUGAUGCAGUCAGACAGUACUUGUGGUUAUUUGAGGAGCACAAUGUUUUAGAAUUCCUGAUUCUUGCUGGGGAUCAUUUGUAUCGAAUGGAUUAUGAAAGGUUUAUCCAAGCACAUAGGGAAACUGAUGCAGAUAUCACUGUCGCUGCUCUACCAAUGGAUGAAGCACGUGCAACUGCCUUUGGUCUUAUGAAAAUUGAUGAAGAAGGGCGCAUAGUUGAAUUUGCUGAGAAACCAAAAGGCGAGCAAUUGAAAGCUAUGAAGGUUGAUACUACCAUUUUAGGUCUUGAUGAUGAGCGAGCUAAAGAGAUGCCUUAUAUUGCUAGCAUGGGGAUAUAUGUUGUUAGCAAAAAUGCCAUGUUAGAUCUGCUAAGAGACAGGUUUCCUGGAGCCAAUGAUUUUGGAAGUGAAGUUAUUCCUGGUGCUACCUCCAUUGGGAUGAGAGUACAAGCUUACUUAUAUGAUGGCUACUGGGAAGAUAUUGGUACAAUUGAGGCCUUUUACAAUGCGAAUCUUGGGAUAACUAAAAAGCCAAUACCAGAUUUCAGCUUUUAUGACCGUUCAUCCCCAAUCUAUACUCAACCUCGUUAUUUGCCUCCAUCCAAGAUGCUUGAUGCUGAUGUUACAGAUAGUGUUAUUGGCGAGGGUUGUGUCAUUAAGAACUGUAAAAUUCACCACUCUGUGGUUGGGCUUCGAUCUUGCAUCUCAGAAGGUGCAAUCAUAGAGGACACAUUGUUAAUGGGAGCGGAUUAUUACGAGACUGAUGCGGACAGGAGGUUUCUGGCUGCAAAGGGUAGCGUUCCAAUUGGUAUUGGCAAGAAUUCUCAUAUCAAGAGAGCCAUUAUUGACAAGAAUGCCCGAAUUGGAGACAAUGUGAAGAUCAUUAAUAGCGACAAUGUGCAAGAAGCAGCUAGGGAAACUGAUGGAUAUUUCAUUAAGAGUGGGAUUGUCACAGUAAUUAAGGACGCCUUGAUUCCCAGCGGAACCGUGAUUUGAGAAAGAUCAUCUUCUUUACUUACACUUCCAAAAUCCUGGUUGGGGCAUCUAAUAGCAAUUCUACUUUGCGCGUUUAUUUUUGGCCUCUUUUAAUGCACGAUUCAUGCAUAUGUUCUGGUUGUAUAAAUAUUUGAACCCCAACUUGUUGUCUACAGACAUGCAAAACGAGAAUGAAGUGCAGAGUUUAUAGGCAAACUCAUGAUCAUGCAAGAACCAUAGUUGGAAAAAUCUUGACAGAAGAAUUUUGAUCGCCAUAAAUAUAAAUAAAACACUAAGAGUUUGUUUAUUAUAGAACAAA
Jatropha curcas is the source of this 2032-nucleotide messenger RNA. It is a transcript of the gene ADG1, whose product is annotated as ADP glucose pyrophosphorylase 1. Lineage: Eukaryota; Viridiplantae; Streptophyta; Magnoliopsida; Malpighiales; Euphorbiaceae. Gene Ontology annotation, molecular function: glucose-1-phosphate adenylyltransferase activity. Gene Ontology annotation, biological process: glycogen biosynthetic process. The record is from RefSeq and is a predicted model, not a curated record.